Messenger RNA from Monodelphis domestica (gray short-tailed opossum), 3465 nucleotides. RefSeq names its product solute carrier family 5 member 9 (gene SLC5A9). Gene Ontology annotation, molecular function: D-glucose:sodium symporter activity. Lineage: Eukaryota; Metazoa; Chordata; Mammalia; Didelphimorphia; Didelphidae. The record is from RefSeq and is a predicted model, not a curated record. Gene Ontology annotation, cellular component: plasma membrane. Gene Ontology annotation, biological process: transmembrane transport.
UUGGCUGGGAGAUCUAUGACUUGGUGGCCGAUUGGUGCUUCUCUGAUGUCCAGCAACGUGGGCAGCGGCUUAUUCAUUGGCCUGGCUGGGACAGGGGCAGCUGGAGGCCUGGCUGUAGGGGGCUUCGAAUGGAAUGCAACUUGGCUGCUCCUGGCCCUUGGCUGGGUCUUUGUUCCUGUCUACAUCGCAGCGGGGGUCGUCACGAUGCCCGAGUACCUGAAGAAGCGGUUUGGAGGCCAGAGGAUCCAAGUGUACAUGUCCGUUCUGUCCCUCAUCCUGUACAUCUUCACCAAGAUUUCAACUGACAUCUUCUCUGGAGCCCUGUUCAUCCAGGUGUCCUUGGGCUGGGAUCUCUACCUGUCCACCGUCAUCCUCCUGGUUGUGACAGCCAUCUACACAUCCUCAGGGGGCCUGACAGCUGUGAUCUACACGGAUGCUCUGCAGACCCUCAUCAUGGUGGGGGGAGCCCUGGUCCUCAUGUUCUUGGGGUUUCAGGAAGUGGGCUGGUACCCAGGCCUGCAGGAGAAGUACAGCAGCGCCAUCGCCAACGUCACUGUGCCCAACACCACCUGCCAUCUGCCUCGGCCUGAUGCCUUCCACCUGCUCCGGGACCCUGUCACUGGGGACAUCCCGUGGCCUGGCCUCAUCUUUGGGCUCACGGUGCUGGCCACGUGGUGCUGGUGCACAGACCAGGUGAUUGUGCAGAGAUCCCUGUCAGCCAAGAACUUAUCCCACGCCAAGGGGGGCUCGGUGUUUGGGGGCUACCUGAAAAUCCUGCCCAUGUUCUUCAUUGUCAUGCCAGGGAUGAUCAGCCGGGCUCUCUACCCAGAUGUGGUGGGCUGUGUGGACCCUGACAUCUGCCAGGCCAUCUGCGGGGCUCGAGUGGGCUGUUCUAACAUCGCUUACCCCAAACUGGUGAUGGAGCUCAUGCCUGUAGGGCUGCGGGGCCUGAUGAUCGCCGUUAUCAUGGCGGCCCUCAUGAGCUCACUCACCUCCAUCUUCAACAGUAGCAGCACCCUCUUCGCCAUUGACAUCUGGCAGCGCUUCCGCAGGAAGGCGACUGAGCAGGAGCUGAUGGUGGUGGGCAGGGUCUUCAUUGUGUUCUUGGUGGUCAUCAGCAUAGUCUGGAUCCCCAUCAUCCAGAGUGCCAACAGUGGCCAACUCUUUGACUACAUCCAGUCAGUCACCAGCUACCUGGCGCCCCCCAUCACUGCCCUCUUCCUCCUGGCCAUCUUCUGCCACAGGAUCACAGAGCCCGGAGCCUUUUGGGGCCUCAUGUUUGGCCUGGUGGUUGGUGCCCUGCGCAUGAUCCUGGAGUUCUCUUAUGGGGCCCCCUCGUGUGGGGAGAAGGACCCCCGGCCGGCCAUCCUGAGCAACGUGCACUAUCUCUACUUCGCUCUGCUCCUCUUUGGCCUCACGACUGUCGUCAUCCUCGCCAUCAGCCUCUUCACACCUCCCAUCCCGGAGGACAAGCUCAUUCCCCUAACCUGGUGGACCCGAAACUCCAGAGCACCCGCCCUGGAAGGGCACUAUCACACCCACCCACCAAGGGACAGGGACCCAGACCUGUCAGCCCAGGAGAGUCAGACAGAGGAGAGUUGGAAGGAUGAGAUUGACCUGCAAAAGGAAGAAUCUCCAGUUUCUACCCAGUCUUGUUGGCAGAAAUUUUAUUUCUGGUUCUGUGGGCUUUCCUCAACCCCCACACCUAUCCUGAGCCCUGAAGAAAAGGCUGCAAUGGAAAGAAGACUGACAAAUAUUGAGGAGACCCCUCUGUGGAGGCGCGUUUGUGACAUCAAUGCUAUCCUUCUACUCACCAUCAACAUCUUCCUCUGGGGCUACUUUGCCUAAGUGACUGAUGUGGCCCCCCAUCAGUCUAGGAGGACUAGACACACUCAUAUCACCCUGCCUGAAAGGCUACCAUUGGAUUUCACAGAGGAAGAUCUUGAAUAUGAACCAUGAUGAUCACAGAAGACAAAUGGUCAGUUGGAACUGGAUAGGACUUGAGACCAUCUCCGCCAUUCAUUUGCCUACCCACCCUUAUCUCUGCUGAUUGGUAGCCUACUAGACCAGCUCAAAGGACAGAGCAUUAGACUUGGUACUUGAAGCCUCAUCCAUGUCUUCCUUGCUCAGAUACCCACUAGUAGUAUGACUAAAGGCAGAGUCAUUUUCCCUCUCAGUCUGUUUCCCCAUUUGUUCAGCCCUUGAAGGUUUACAAAGAGCUUUCCAUCCAAGAGCCUUAUAAGGUAGAGAGUACAGGAUUACUAUCCUCUUUACAGAUGAGGAAAUUAAAUCUCAGAGAGGAAAAGUGACUUCCCCUCCCCAGGAGGACUGAGUGAACCAAUGAGAAGGUUUCCAAACCACCCUUCUGCCACUCUGAUCUGAGACAGCAGUCAUGGACCUGUUCUAGGGAAGAUAUUUGCUUUUCUUCUUUAAACAGGGAUUUCCUCAUCAUCUCUUAAGUACCCUCUCAGGAGGUCCCUAUGGGCUGCCAGGGAGCCAGGAGAAGAUGGAAAGGGUUGGGUAGAGGACUGUCAGACUAGUGAGGUUUGGCACUGUCUCACUCCCUUCUCACUUUCCCUUUUGACAUUCCCCCUUCCAUCCCUUCCUGGGGCCCUAAUAGCAAAACCUUGCUAAGGUCCUACUAUGACCAUGCUGUUCUACUCUAGAACCAUCAGUGGUUCCCUACUGCUGAAGACUCUUGGUCCUUCAAUCUCCUCCUGCCCUAUCUGUUCUCUGGGCUUUCAUUCCUACUACCCUCCCCCAUUCUUAGAAAGAACUCCUCCUCUCUCCCAUGCCCAUUUAUACCUGUUGAAGUUCCUUCCAUCCUCCAAGUCCUAAUCAAGGGCUGCUACCUUCAGGUAGCCCCACCUGCUACCUCUGAUAAAAGUAAACCCCCUUCCAAGUCUAUAUCAUUUGGGGAAUAGCUGAACAAGUUGUAGGAAAUGGUUAUAAUGGCUUACUAUUGCACCAUAAAGAAUAAUGAAUGAUGAGUUCAGAAAAACCUGGACAGACAUAUGAACUGAUGCAAAGUAAAGUGAGCAGAACCAGGAAAACACUAUAUACAAUAACAGAAAUAUUAUACAAUGGUCAACUAUGAAGGACUAAACUAGUAUCAGCAAAACAGGAUCCAAAGAUGGUCCCAAGGCACUCAUGAUAAAUGGAACUGUUAGAAUCUGGUUGCAGAUGAAAGCAUGUCAUCUUUCACUUUAUUUCCUUCAUGAUUUUUUUAUCAUAUGUGUGAUACAUGUCUUUUCUCACGUCAUGGAGAAUGUAGAAAUAUAUAUUUUAUGGAAACACUAGUAUAAUCUAUUUUGGAUUAUUCACCACCUCAGGGAAGAGAGGAGGGAGAGAGGGAGAGAAUCAGAAGGGCAAAAUGUCAGAAAACAAUUGUCAAAAAUUAUUUCUGCAUGUAAUUGAAAAGAAAAGAAAGAAGAAAAAGUAAAGCUAUUUCCUUAAACGUUUCAA